AUUUCGUUGUGGAGCGCAUUCGCCUAAUCUUGUCCCGCAAUCUCCAAGACUGUAGCUAUAGCCAUGUCCAUGCAUAUUUUCGGUCAGCAGGCAACAGAGGAGAAAGCUGAAAAUGCCCGUCUGUCUUCUUUCGUCGGCGCCCUCGCUCUCGGCGACCUCGUGAAAUCAACGCUUGGGCCAAAGGGCAUGAACAAGAUUCUGCAGUCAGCAUCUUCAGGAGAGAUUCAGGUGACUAAUGACGGUGCAACGAUCCUGAAGUCUAUCCAGCUCGACAAUGCAGCAGCCAAGAUCCUCGUCAACAUCUCAAAAGUCCAAGAUGACGAAGUCGGUGACGGAACAACGAGCGUGUGUGUGCUAGCAGCAGAGCUGCUGAGGGAAGCGGAGAAGUUAAUUGCAAUGAAAAUACAUCCUCAGACGAUUGUGGAGGGAUAUCGGGUCGCAAGCAUUGCUGCGCUUGCGGCACUGGAGAAUGCAGCGGUCGAUCAUGCCUCCGAUGCUGCCCAGUUCCACCAGGAUCUUUUCAACAUUGCCCGUACAACCUUGUCAUCGAAAGUCUUAUCACAAGAAAAAGAUUACUUUGCCAACCUAGCCGUAGAUGCUGUGCUUCGAUUAAAGGGCUCAACAGAUUUGGAACACAUUCAGAUAAUCAAAAAGGUCGGAGGCAAACUCACAGACUCAUACCUUGACGAAGGUUUUAUUCUCGACAAAACCAUCGCCGUGAACUCCCCUAAGCGGAUGGAGAACGCAAAAAUUCUAAUUGCCAACACCUCAAUGGACACUGAUAAGAUCAAGAUCUUUGGAGCCAGAGUAAAAGUGGACUCGACUGGAAAACUUGCUGAGCUUGAGCGGGCUGAACGGGAAAAAAUGAAAGCUAAAGUCGACGCGAUCGCCACACAUGGUAUCAAUUGCUUUGUCAAUCGGCAGCUCAUCUACAAUUACCCUGAGUCUCUCUUGGCAGAGAAAGGUAUCAUGGUGAUCGAGCAUGCCGAUUUUGAGGGUGUUGAGAGACUAUCACUCGUCACUGGUGGCGAGAUUGCAAGCACGUUCGACAAACCAGAUCUGGUGAAGCUUGGGAGGUGCGAUUUGAUCGAGGAAAUCAUCAUCGGCGAGGAUAAGCUUAUAAAAUUCUCUGGUGUUGCUGCGGGCGAAGCCUGCACUGUUGUGCUUCGUGGUUCAACCAAUCAGAUGGUUGACGAGGCAGAGCGCUCGUUGCAUGAUGCACUUUCUGUCUUAUCGCAAACAGUCAAAGAGACACGCGUUGUCUUGGGCGGUGGAUGUUCCGAGAUGUCGAUGAGUUGCGCUGUGGAGGAGGCGGCGCGCAAGGUCAAGGGCAAGAAGGCGAUAGCUGCCGAGGCAUUCAGCCGUGCUUUGAGGCAAAUACCGACCAUCCUCGCGGACAAUGCUGGCUAUGACUCGAGCGACCUCGUUUCCAGGCUAAGAGCCGCACAUUACGAGGGACAGUCAGAUGCUGGGCUCGAUAUGAACCAGGGCACCAUUGGCUCGAUGAGACAAUUAGGUGUUACAGAGAGCUAUAAACUGAAGCGACAGGUCGUGCUAAGUGCAAGCGAAGCAGCAGAGAUGAUUAUCAGGGUGGAUGAUAUUCUACGUGCAUCGCCUCGGAGGCGUGAAGCAGUAUGAUGAGAGUAAUAUCAUUAGUGUCAUGUUUAAUAAUUCUAGCAGCAAUACCUUAUAGUAUGAUCGAGUGGUAUGCCAUGAUGUAUCACUUUUUGUUGCGAAUAUGAUGCAGCUAUACAACCCUCA
Messenger RNA from Suillus bovinus, 1761 nucleotides. Its product is annotated as chaperonin Cpn60/TCP-1 family. Gene Ontology annotation, molecular function: ATP hydrolysis activity; ATP binding; ATP-dependent protein folding chaperone. The transcript is spliced from 10 exons. Gene Ontology annotation, biological process: protein folding. Bases 64 to 1638 code for a protein of 524 amino acids. Gene Ontology annotation, cellular component: cytosol; chaperonin-containing T-complex. Lineage: Eukaryota; Fungi; Basidiomycota; Agaricomycetes; Boletales; Suillaceae. The record is from RefSeq and is a predicted model, not a curated record.